CCCGCCGCCGCCGCCGCCGCCGCCGUAGCCAGCCGCUCUCCGCCGGCCGGCCGGCCCGCCCCUCCUCUGCCGAGUGUUCUCACCCUCCUUUCAGCCGCUGGUCUGUCCCUCAGUAGCCAGUCCCGUCUCCGGCAGCAUGUUCAGCUGGGUCAGCAAGGAUGCCCGCCGCAAGAAGGAGCCGGAGCUCUUCCAGACUGUGGCCGAGGGGCUGCGGCAGCUGUACGCGCAGAAGCUGCUGCCCCUGGAGGAGCACUACCGCUUCCACGAGUUCCACUCGCCCGCGCUGGAGGACGCUGACUUCGACAACAAGCCUAUGGUGCUCCUAGUGGGUCAGUACAGCACGGGUAAGACCACCUUUAUCCGGCACCUGAUCGAGCAGGACUUCCCGGGGAUGCGCAUCGGGCCCGAGCCCACCACCGAUUCCUUCAUCGCGGUCAUGCACGGCCCCACCGAGGGCGUGGUGCCGGGCAACGCGCUCGUCGUGGAUCCGCGGCGCCCCUUCCGCAAGCUCAACGCCUUCGGCAACGCCUUCCUCAACAGGUUCAUGUGCGCCCAGCUGCCCAACCCGGUCCUGGACAGCAUCAGCAUCAUUGACACUCCCGGGAUCCUGUCCGGAGAGAAGCAGCGCAUCAGCCGAGGUUACGACUUUGCAGCUGUCCUCGAGUGGUUCGCCGAGCGGGUGGACCGCAUCAUCCUGCUCUUCGAUGCCCACAAGCUGGACAUCUCCGAUGAGUUCUCAGAAGUCAUCAAAGCCCUGAAGAACCACGAGGACAAGAUCCGCGUGGUGCUGAACAAGGCUGACCAGAUUGAGACGCAGCAGCUGAUGCGGGUGUAUGGGGCGCUCAUGUGGUCUCUGGGGAAGAUCAUCAACACCCCAGAGGUGGUCCGCGUCUACAUUGGCUCCUUCUGGUCCCACCCACUGCUCAUCCCCGACAACCGGAAGCUCUUUGAGGCCGAGGAGCAGGACCUCUUCAAAGACAUCCAGUCUCUCCCCCGAAAUGCCGCCCUUAGGAAGCUAAACGACCUUAUCAAGCGGGCCAGGCUGGCCAAGGUCCAUGCCUACAUCAUCAGCUCCCUCAAGAAGGAGAUGCCCAAUGUGUUUGGUAAAGAGAGCAAAAAGAAAGAGCUGGUGAACAACCUGGGCGAGAUCUACCAGAAGAUCGAGCGGGAGCAUCAGAUCUCCCCAGGUGACUUCCCAAGCCUCCGCAAGAUGCAGGAACUCCUGCAGACCCAAGAUUUCAGCAAGUUCCAGGCCUUGAAGCCCAAGCUGCUGGACACAGUGGAUGACAUGCUGGCCAACGACAUUGCCCGCCUGAUGGUGAUGGUGCGCCAGGAGGAGUCCCUGAUGCCCUCACAGGCCGUGAAGGGCGGUGCCUUCGAUGGCACCAUGAAUGGGCCCUUCGGGCAUGGCUACGGUGAGGGGGCUGGCGAGGGCAUCGAUGAUGUCGAGUGGGUAGUAGGCAAGGACAAGCCCACCUACGAUGAGAUCUUCUACACACUGUCACCUGUCAAUGGCAAGAUCACAGGCGCCAAUGCCAAAAAAGAGAUGGUGAAGUCCAAACUGCCCAACACAGUGCUGGGGAAGAUCUGGAAGCUAGCCGAUGUGGACAAGGAUGGGCUGCUGGAUGAUGAGGAGUUCGCCUUGGCCAAUCACCUCAUCAAGGUCAAACUGGAGGGCCAUGAGCUUCCUGCCGACCUGCCCCCACACCUCAUCCCGCCCUCCAAGCGGAGGCAUGAGUGACAGCCAUGUCCCAACCACCCAGGGCCACCCAUACUUCCCACCUGCCAUUUCCAUGCCUGCCCAGGUGCACCAGGGCCUGGGAGGCAGAAAUUGGGGGUGGGGAAAGGGUCACCACUUUUCAAGGUCCAUAAAGACUGAGCAGUGUUUCCUCAGCUCUCGAAUAGGAAAACCACCAUCUUUCUUUUAAGGCUGUUCCGGGGCCCAGUGGGAGGCAGGGGUGCUGCUUAGAUGUGAAUGAUGGAAUUUUAUGCACAAGAACUAUGGAUAUUUUUAAUAUAUUACGUUAGAGGCAA
Messenger RNA from Castor canadensis (American beaver), 2034 nucleotides. RefSeq names its product EH domain containing 1 (gene Ehd1). Gene Ontology annotation, biological process: endosomal transport; endocytosis. The record is from RefSeq and is a predicted model, not a curated record. Gene Ontology annotation, molecular function: calcium ion binding; protein binding; GTP binding. Gene Ontology annotation, cellular component: plasma membrane; cytoplasm. NCBI's taxonomy places the organism in Eukaryota, Metazoa, Chordata, Mammalia, Rodentia, Castoridae.